UUUCUCUGAAGUCGUGGUCACUGAAACUAACACACCACCGAAGAGCCUCUGAUCUCACCAGACGAUUUGCAAAUGAAAAGCAUCUUUAGCUAAUCCGGCCACUGAAACCGUUCACGAGAUCAGGUAGUUUGGAUUUGAGAUCAGGUUCAUUUACUUGCAAGGUGUUGUGAUUUCGGCUGCAUUUUGGUUCUAGACAUCAUGGGAAAGCCUGCAAGGUGGUUAAAAAGUGUAUUACUUGGGAAGAAACCAUCUAAAUCUAGUGGUUCUAAAGACAAGGAGAGAAUUGUGAUUGGAAAAGAGGUUGUAGUUAUUUCAAAGAUUGAAGAAUCCGAUGUUGUUUCGGAUAUUCUACCCAUAGAAAAUGCAGCCGUUUACACCAGUGGUAUGGUAGAGACACAGAAUCUAGAACAUGAAGAUGUUUCAGCCAACGAGAUACAAGUUUCUGAGGUCCAACCAACAGAUUGUCAAGAUGCUGGUUCUGUUCCUGAUGAUUCGCCAUCCGAAUCAGAGAAAAUUCAACAAGAGAUUGCAGCAGUUACCGUGCAGGCUGCGUAUAGAGGCUACUUGGCUCGACGUGCUUUCAGGAUCUUAAAAGGUAUAAUAAGGCUACAAGCAGUUUUCCGUGGUCACAUGGUUAGAAGGCAAGCUGUUUCGACCCUGUGUUGUGUUAUGGGAAUUGUCAGAUUGCAAGCACUUGCUCGAGGAAGAGAGGUCAGGCAUUCCGACAUUGGAGUUGAAGUUCAUAGGAAAUGCCGGUUGCAUCAUCAGCCUUUGGAAAACAAACUCACCAACUCAGUUGUUGAUACGCAUGCUUACCUGGGAAUCAAGAUGCUAACAGCUAAUGCUUUUGCUCAGAAGCUUCUAGCUUCAUCGCCAAACGUGAUGCCAUUGUCCCUUGACAAUGAUUCUUCCAAUUCAAUCUGGUUAGAGAACUGGUCAGCUUCUUACUUCUGGAAACCAGUUCCUCAGCCAAAGAAGGCCUCAGUCAGAAGAACUCAGAAAAAGUUUGCCAGUAACUCUCAGAUAGUCGAGGCUGAGUUUGCUAGACCAAAGAAGAGUGUUCGCAAAGUCCCUACUUCAAAUCUCGACAAUCCCUCAGUGGCACAGACAACACUUGAGGUUGAAAAACCCAAACGCAGCUUCCGCAAAGUUUCAGCAAGUCAUUCUGUAGAACCACUACCAGACAUGGAAAAUCCUCAAGUUGAUCUAGAGAAAGUGAAACGUGGCUUGAGGAAAGUACAUAAUCCCAUAGUUGAGAAUUCUAUCCAACUUCAGCCGGUUCCACAGAUUGCAGUCGAAAAGCCAAAUCCGCUAGGUUCAGAAGAAUUUGUGAAUGCCUUUGAUGGAGAGAAAGAAGAUGAAAUGUCUGAGACAGUGGUGGAACAACCUGAGGAAUUAAUACUAACUCGUGGACCAUUGAGAGCCAAUGAAGCACUUGAUUCGACAUCGGUCAAUCAAAUCGAAGAGAGCAAAGAAAAUGUAAUGGCUGAGGAAAAGGAGGAUGUGAAAGAAGAGAGAACUCCCAAACAAAACUAUAAGGAGAAUUCAACACGGAAGGAGAAUCAGAAAUCCGGGAAAAAGGCUUCUCUAGUUACCACUACUCAAACCGCCGAGUGUGAAGAGAGUAGUUAUGGAAAUCAGACUGGUAGCCAGGGAAUACCAAGCUAUAUGCAAGCAACUAAAUCCGCAAAAGCAAAGCUGAGGCUACAAGGCUCUUCUUCACCUAAGCAACAAGGGACUACUGAGAAAGCCAGUAGACGUUACUCCCUACCAUCUUCAGGUAAUAGUGCAAGAGUAACUUCUCAUUCUCCAAAAACAAGAGUCUCAAACUCAGGUGGCAAAACCGGGAAUAAGACUGAGAAACCUCUUCAUUCGUCCAAAGAAGGAAAUGGGAAGACAACUCAAGUAGAGUGGAAGAGAUGGUAGAGAAAAAGUUGAGGCCUUUCAUGUUUCUAAAUAUAUUACAUCUAUAUAUAUUAUUAGUUAGUGUAUGUCUUUGUAUUUGUCUUUCUUUGUCUUUGUGUUUGUGUCAUGAUUUGAGAAUGUACAUCAUAGGUCUUUUUUGGGUGGGAUAAUCGUACCUUACUUUUUUUAAUUUUUUUUUGUGUGCACCUAUGCUACAGUACUUCUACGACCUUUAAAAUUUAAAUAAACAAACUUUAAAUUUGUAUGGGAUAUGUAAUGAUCAUCAUAUGUUGUGAUAGA
Capsella rubella is the source of this 2205-nucleotide messenger RNA. RefSeq names its product protein IQ-DOMAIN 31. Gene Ontology annotation, molecular function: protein binding. The record is from RefSeq and is a predicted model, not a curated record. NCBI's taxonomy places the organism in Eukaryota, Viridiplantae, Streptophyta, Magnoliopsida, Brassicales, Brassicaceae. The transcript is spliced from 8 exons. The coding region runs from base 199 to 1926 and encodes 575 amino acids.